UCAGUUCCAGAUGCAGUUCGGGAGAUUCGGCUGGACGUGGGGGAUGCAGCCCUGAAGGCGGACGCUGUGUGAGAGCUGGUGCAAUGAUUUUGCUCAUUUCCCCUCUUUUUUAAAGAGGCGGUUCUGAAGGGAGGGGAAAAAAAAGAAGGUGGAGGAUGCAGAUUGGAGGUUUGACAGUCUGGUCCUGAUACGAUCAUGCACAUUCCUCCGCAUUGCACAUAACCAGCCUUUCUCUCCAGCCGUCCUCUUUCCUUUAACGGGGCCCCCCCUCCCCUUCCUCUCGUCGCCCACCUGGAUCGCGCCCGCCUCGCUCAGUCCGAGCCGAGACGAGCCGCCACCGCGGAGAAAAGGGACCGGGCUGCGCUGUGCGGUUUGGCGCUCCACGCCAUGCGUCUGUUUCUGCUGGCGGUGCUCCUCUCGUGCUCCUGCGCGCGGGCCGGCUGCGAGCCCAAGAUCGUGAACAUCGGGGCCGUCCUGAGCCAGAAGAGGUACGAGCAGGUUUUCAAGGAUGCCGUGAACCAGGCCAACCAGGUCUACGGCCGGGACAAGUUCAAGCUGAACGCCAUCUCCGUAACGCACAAGGCCAACGCCAUCCAGAUGGCUCUGUCGGUGUGCGAGGACCUCAUCUCCAGCCAGGUCUACGCCAUCCUGGUGAGUCACCCUCCUCAGUCCAGUGAUCACCUCACGCCGACGCCCGUCUCCUACACGGCAGGCUUCUACCGCAUCCCGGUGGUGGGGCUCACUACGCGCAUGUCCAUCUACUCUGACAAGAGUAUCCACCUGUCCUUCCUGCGGACAGUCCCUCCCUACUCCCAUCAAGCCCACGUUUGGUUCGAUCUGAUGCGCGAGUUCAACUGGAACCACAUCAUCCUGAUCGUCAGCGACGACCACGAGGGCCGGGCUGCUCAAAAGAGGCUCGAGACUCUCUUGGAGGAGAGAGAAACGAAGAAUAAAAAAAGGAACUAUGAAAACCUCGACCAACUGUCCUAUGACAACAAGCGAGGACCUAAGGCAGAGAAAGUCCUACAGUUCAGUCAGGAGACAAACUUAACCGCCCUGCUGCUGGAGGCUAAAGAGCUGGAGGCCCGAGUCAUCAUCCUGUCCGCCAGCGAGGACGAUGCUGCUGCCGUGUACAAGGCGGCCCGCUUCCUCAACAUGACGGGCUCGGGAUACGUGUGGCUGGUGGGGGAGCGGGAGAUGUCCGGUAAAGCUCUGAGCGAGGCGCCAGACGGCCUGAUCGCCCUCCAGCUCAUCAAUGGGAAGAAUGAGUCGGCCCACAUCACCGAUGCCGUGGCUGUGGUGGCUCAGUCCAUCCAAGAGCUCUUUGAGAAGGAGAACAUCACAGAACCUCCGAGAGGCUGCGUGGGCAACACCAACAUCUGGAAAACAGGACCCCUUUUUAAACGAGUGCUGAUGUCCUCCAAAUAUCCAGAGGGCCUGACGGGACGCAUCGAGUUCAAUGACGACGGCGACAGAAAAUACGCCCACUACAGUAUUCUCAACUAUCAGAAGUCUCGGCUCGUUCAAGUCGGCAUUUACAAUGGCACACAGGUGGUGAUGAACAAUCAGCGGAAGAUCAUCUGGCCUGGAGGGGAGACGGAGAAACCGCAGGGCUUCCAGAUGUCCACUCGAUUAAAGAUAGUGACGAUACACCAGGAGCCGUUUGUGUAUGUGAAACCAACUAUGCUAGAUGGGACGUGCAAGGAAGAAAUGACGCUAAAUGGAGUGCUGAUAAAAAAGGUUAUCUGCACUGGGCCUAAUGAGACUAUCCCAGGGCGGCCCAUCGUGCCGCAGUGCUGUUACGGGUUCUGCGUUGAUCUCCUAAUCAAGCUGGCUAUGACCAUGAACUUCACUUAUGAGGUGCAUCUGGUCGCUGAUGGAAAAUUUGGAACCCAAGAGCGGGUGAACAACAGCAACAAGAAGGAGUGGAAUGGCAUGAUGGGAGAGCUCCUGGGUGGCCUGGCUGACAUGAUUGUUGCCCCGCUGACUAUAAACAACGAACGUGCCCAGUACAUAGAGUUCUCUAAGCCCUUUAAAUAUCAGGGACUCACUAUUCUUGUCAAAAAGGAAAUUCCUCGAAGUACACUGGACUCAUUUAUGCAGCCGUUCCAAAGCACACUGUGGCUGCUGGUGGGUCUUUCGGUGCAUGUGGUGGCGGUGAUGCUUUACCUUCUAGACCGGUUCAGUCCAUUUGGAAGAUUUAAAGUAAACAGUGAAGAGGAAGAAGAAGAUGCCCUCACCUUGUCAUCUGCCAUGUGGUUCUCCUGGGGGGUGUUGCUGAACUCUGGAAUAGGAGAAGGUGCGCCACGCAGCUUUUCAGCGAGAAUCCUUGGCAUGGUGUGGGCUGGCUUUGCUAUGAUCAUUGUGGCUUCCUACACUGCCAACCUGGCUGCCUUCCUGGUGUUGGACCGGCCUGAGGAGCGUAUCACCGGCAUCAAUGACCCAAGGCUAAGAAACCCAUCUGACAAAUUCAUCUAUGCCACAGUGAAGCAAAGUUCUGUGGACAUCUACUUCCGACGACAGGUGGAGCUUAGCACUAUGUACCGGCACAUGGAGAAACACAACUAUGAGAGUGCUGCAGAGGCUAUCCAGGCUGUGCGUGACAACAAGCUGCAUGCUUUCAUCUGGGACUCUGCGGUGCUGGAGUUUGAAGCCUCGCAGAAGUGCGACCUGGUGACCACGGGAGAGCUGUUUUUCCGUUCGGGCUUUGGCAUAGGCAUGCGCAAGGACAGCCCCUGGAAACAGAAUGUGUCCCUGGCCAUUCUCAGUUCUCAUGAGAAUGGCUUCAUGGAAGACCUAGAUAAAACCUGGGUGAGAUACCAGGAGUGUGACUCACGGAGCAAUGCCCCAGCCACACUCACCUUUGAGAACAUGGCAGGAGUCUUCAUGCUUGUGGCUGGAGGGAUUGCGGCGGGGAUCUUCCUCAUCUUCAUUGAAAUCGCUUACAAACGCCAUAAAGACGCCCGCAGGAAGCAGAUGCAGCUGGCCUUUGCGGCCGUCAACGUUUGGAGGAAGAACCUGCAGCCCUCUUCCUCUGUAGAGACUCAGGAUGAUAGGAAAAGUGGUAGAGCAGAGCCCGACCCCAAAAAGAAAGCCUCUUUUAGGUCCAUCAGUACCACCCUGGCUUCCAGCAUCAAGAGACGUAGGUCCUCCAAAGACACGCAAUUCCCACCAACUGAUGCCACGGGCCAGCUCAACUUGUCUGAUCCCAUCUGUCAGCACCGUGGUGUAAAAAUAAAAAGAGAGAGAGAGAGAGAGGGAGAGAGAAAGAAAAGAGCGACCCUGAGGUCCGUUCACGUAGGAGAGAGGUUAUCAGAAGGAUGUUGGAGGAGAUGAAUCAAAAGGAGAAGACUCCACGUUUCCCUUCACAGCUGAAGCUGCGGAGCUCUGAAUGAAAACCUCUGAUGAAGAAGAGGCUGAUGACACUGAACUUUGCACCUUUUUAAGAAAAACAAAAAAAGAAACAAUAAAAACAGGAUCAUCUACCUGGUCUUAGAUGUUUUUAGGAUGGCUAAGCAUGCACAGAAAAUCCCAUCUUUCCCACAUAUACAAUCUUUUCCUUCUGUAUUUUAUUAGCUUUGACUUACUUAGCCUUGUUUUGUCCUUUUACUCGCAUAAACUUAAUGCUUGAUGUUUCAUUUUAUUACUUUCCUGAGCAGCUGCAUAGCUUUUAGGUGACCAGGUAUAGUUUGGUUCAUUUUAGGGAUAAAAAAAUAUAUAUAUCUGUUUUUGGUGCAAAUACUUCACAGGAUGUUUUCUCUUCCAAUUAAGGCUAAAAUAGAGCAGAAGAAUCCAGUGUUUCCUAACAACUUAUAGUGCAAUACAAAAAGUGCUAGAGAUGAAUUAUUUUUAAAAGGAAUUAUAUAUGAGUUUUUAUCGACACUUUAAAUGUUUUUAGUCAUUUUAUUGGGAACAAUGGCACUUAAAACAAGCAUAUGGCUUCUCAUGUCUUCUGGUGAAAAUGAAAGCAUGUGUGUGCUUGUAUAUGAAAAUGUAAAAGCUUUAUGUAUUUGAAUGAUGACAAUGAUUAAUGCAAUUUUUAGGAAAAUUCUUUAAAUGCUAAAGUUCUUAAUUUUGCACUCAUUUGCCCAAGGCACUUAUUUAAAUGUUAGCAAAAGCUUCAAGUACUUAGGUCUACUUUGAUUUGAAAUUAAAUAUUCAUAUAUAUAUAUAUAUAUAAAUAUAUAUAUAGAGGAGACAAUAUACAAACAAUCAAUUAAAAAUUUGAUUGGUGUUUUUAUGCUUGGACGCCCUUCCUCUUCCUCUCUCCUGCGGCUGCGGUCUUUCUCAUUUCCAGCUUCAAAAGGGGUUGCAUCAAAGGGCCACGUUUUUCACCCAACCAGCACUCUGCCUUUCGUGCAAAACCAAAACUUUUGUACGAAGAGACUAGAGUGAUUUGAAUCCUCUGUGUAUGUCUUGGUUAGUUGCAAAAACAGGCCAUUUCCCAUAUUCUGGAGAUGAGAAACAUCUACAUGCUGUCUACAAGCCCUCUUUAGUGUCUGGCACUGCUUUGCACUUUAUGCUGAGGGGUCUCCGUAAUUAGGUUUUUCUAAAAAACAAGCUGAAUUACCAAGGAACUACAGCGAAACCCCAAAUGUCUCAUCAAGAAAUGCUAACUUUGUACCCCAGAAGUCCUUUUACUUUACUUUAUAGUAGAGCCAAGCUGCUUACUUAUGUCUCAUUUAAGCCCCUGCAUGCUUCGGUAUUAAUAACAUAACAUAGUGUUUUUGUUUGUUUCUGGGUAUGUGGUAUUGACGAGUACAGUUCGCUGAGCUGUCUGAAGAAGCACUUAAAUUGAAUGAAAUGUACAUAGGUGAGGAGGUCAAACUGCACUUGUGCUGCGACUGCAGCAGAGAAUGUCUGAUACAACAGUUGUAAACUCACAGGAGUUUUGUAACACGGGCAUGCACUGACUCACAAUCACGUACAAACAUGCACAAGAAGCCCUGACAGCAAGAUUCGCUUGUUUUUUUUCCUACAUUUUUCAGUGAAGAUCUUGCUUAAACCAUCAUGUUUUUAUUGCUGUAAAUAAAGUAUGCUGACAUUACCAAGUCUAA
Molecule: messenger RNA, 5057 nt
Organism: Fundulus heteroclitus (mummichog)
Lineage: Eukaryota; Metazoa; Chordata; Actinopteri; Cyprinodontiformes; Fundulidae
Gene: grin1a
Product: glutamate receptor, ionotropic, N-methyl D-aspartate 1a
Exons: 22
Coding region: 388-3336 (982 amino acids)
Biological process (GO): chemical synaptic transmission; ionotropic glutamate receptor signaling pathway; monoatomic ion transport
Cellular component (GO): neuron projection; plasma membrane; NMDA selective glutamate receptor complex
Molecular function (GO): NMDA glutamate receptor activity
Source: RefSeq, a predicted model, not a curated record